AUGCAGCAAGUUCCUACCGUUGAGGAGUACUCAGACGAAGAGAACGAUCAGUCCGCAUCGUCUGCCGCUUCUUCGGCUUCGUCCGAGGGAGAUUCGGAUCACGAAGGCACACAGUCCUCUCAUACAGGAAGCUCGCAAUUCGUGAAAGACACUCCAACCACCUCACCAGCCUCGACGCGCAUUUUCGUGCAUGGUCACGGCGGUCGUGAAGAUGAAGAGUCUGAAGGGUCUGAGGAAGCUAGUGAAGACGAAAGUGACGAGGCACAUGUACCGGCGUCCGAUAUAACCAGGACCACGGCUGUGGGCUACGAACUACUCGCGAAUAAGCUAAGCGAGACGCCCAAGAAGACCAGUAAAUUUCUCCGCAAGGGCGGAAACGUCGUACCGAUAUACCGCAAAUUCGAACACUUGAACCACCGCGUACUGCUUCACCUGCAAGACGAAGUCUGUGAAAUGGAAGAGGAACUUCGAUACUUGGACGAGAGCAUCAACCAGAUAUCUCCAAGGAACGAGACUGGACAUGCCUUCCCAGCAUCACGGCGAGGAGACGCUCGGUACGGGAGCGACUUGCAUUACAAGCGGACAGAGCUACUUGGCCGCAUCUUCCAAAAGCUGGGGCAAUACAACCAAGCUUUGACGACGUUCAAUGGUCUUUCCAAGGACCUCGACCCCGCGAGCGUCGAAGAUAUUCAAGCGUACCGCGCAUGGAUAGAGAAGCGGACGCCCGUUGACAAUGCGGAGACUAGGUUUCUUGACCGCAAGAAUGAUCUUCUGGCAAUCUCACGCCGACCAUCUGUCGGACCCAUGCAUGGCGGUCAGCAGCAGCCUCCUAUAGUCUGGCUGCCCCUGGUCCUCGUGCUCCCCAUCUUGGCUUUUGCAAUAGUUCCGAGCUUACUUGGUCGACUUGUUGUUAUCACUCUUAUCGGCGCCGCGGGGCUCCGACAGGUCACGUCGACACCUGAGUUGAUGAGCUAUAUGACCAUUCAGGAAUGGUCCAUUGCGGCCGCUGUGUAA
Molecule: messenger RNA, 1014 nt
Organism: Parastagonospora nodorum SN15
Lineage: Eukaryota; Fungi; Ascomycota; Dothideomycetes; Pleosporales; Phaeosphaeriaceae
Exons: 4
Coding region: 1-1014 (337 amino acids)
Source: RefSeq, a predicted model, not a curated record